GAAGUCUGGAAGUUGCUAAAAACGGCGCGUUUUCAUUUGCAGUUGGAGAGCCAAAAUUCGCUCCCUCGUCAUCAGCUUCAAACGAGUCACUCUCUUUUCCGGUCCACUUUUCAGAUCUAAACCCAACCAAGCCUGUCCCUCUCUCUCUCUCUUUCUCUCGCUUGCUUUCAUUCACUUUAUCAAUGGCUCACGAUCUAGGUUUUCUCUGAGAUCCGAACCAAUUACAAAUCACACUCAAAAACUCAUUUCCAGCAACACAUAAUGGGGGUGGUGAUCGAGAGCUCCAUUUGGGAACCAAAUCCCGCGCUCUUCAUAUUCAUCUUCAUCUCCUGCCUCUUCUCCAUAUUCCUCUUCCCUUAUGCCUCUAACAGCAGCUCCAACAAAACCUCCACUCUCUUCGACCAUGGAAUCCCCUCUUCCUUCCUUCGCUUCCAGCGGAAAUUUCUCUUCCUCUAUUCCCUCGCUUCAGCAAUGGAAGGACUGUGGUCAGUGUUUGGAGAGUUCGAGCUAGCUUAUUAUGGUGUUAGCAGAGAGCAAAUGGUUUUGUAUCUCUGUGUUGGUUCUGCAGCUGCUCUUUUCGUUGGCACUUUCUUAGGCGUGCUUUCCGAUUUAAUAGGUCAAGCAAAAUUUUGUCUGUUUUUUUGCAUCCUUCACUUCUUUGUUGGCAUAUGGAAGAGGGUUACUUCUCAUCCAAGUGUUCUGGUGGCAAGCAUCUGUUUGUCUCUCACCUCUUCAAUAUUUUCAUUCAGUUUUGAGACGUGGAUGGUUGUUCAACAUGAAAAGCAAGGGCACAGGCAAGAUUCAAUGAGUGAUACAUUUUGGUUAAUGACUUAUUUUGAGUCUGCAUCUUUCAUUGGAAGCCAGGUGUUUGCAAAUUGGCUGGUUGGUGAUAAUUUGGAAAAGAACAUAGUAUCUCCUUCCACUGCAGCUAUCUUCUUGGCAAUGAUAAGCAUUAUUUGUUUUACUAGAGGAUUGAAAGGAACUAUACAAACACCCGCAUUUACGGAGUAUAGAAUGUCUUUCAAUGCAUAUAUUUUUGGUGAUAAAAGAAUUUGGCUUUUGGCAUGGGCACAAGCUUGCCUUCACUUCUCCAUUGCAGUGUUUUGGAUUCUGUGGGCCCCAACAUUAGUGGCUGAUGGACGAGAACUGCAUCUAGGGUUGAUAUAUCCUUGUUUGCUAGGUGCGAGAAUGCUAGGAAGCACAGUAUUCCCAUGGCUUAUUAGUGGACCAUCAUCACUUCGCACUGAGGAUUUCCUAGUAUAUUCCUUUAUUAUAAUGGGACUUGUGUUGUCUAUAGUAGCUUAUGAUUAUCAGGAAAUUGGAGUUUUGGUCACACUAUUUUGCUUGUUCCAUGCUUGCGUUGGCCUGAUUUUACCUUCACUUGCCAAAUUGAGGACCAUGUAUGUGCCAAAUGAGCUGCGUGGAGGAAUGAUAAGCCUUUCUCUAGCCCCUGCAAAUGCAGCAAUUCUGAUUUUUCUGAUCCAAGGAGGCUACUAUCAUAACAUUGGGAAUGCAGCAGUAAUGGCUUUUGCUGCACUGGGGCUACUCUCAGCAGCUGGUAGCAUGCAUGUAUUGAAGCGAUUAGGGAAGCAACCAUAUCAAAACUGGCACAAAUCAUGAUUUCAUACCCAGUGAAGCUCAGGCUUGUCUGCAUGGUUGAUGAGUUCUGUAUGUCUUCAUCAGUCCCAGAUAUCAAGGAAGAAGUAAAAAGAAAAGAGAUUUUUUGGGUUCAGGAUUCCGCUGAUGCUUCAGUGAGGUGUAUACCGAUAUAGAAGGAAACAAAAAGGAGAAGAAAAAAAUAAAAAACAAAACCAACAUUCAACUCUAAAGGAGUCUGAAAAGGAAAUUGCUACUUGUCUACUGGCACCAAUUUGAAGUCUCUUUGAGCCUGAACGUUUUCAAAAUUUAAUUCUAAGAUUCUAUUUUCCAGGCAGUGCCAUUACCCCAGCUGGUUAGUCAGGAGUAUACAAAAAGACUAACAUGGUGAUUACUAGGUCAGUAUUGUUCUGGAAGGAGACUCGUCGCCGUACAGGUCUUAGAGGGAGACUCAUUGCCCCUUCAGUUCUAAUUGCUUAUAUGGUAAAAAUCAUACUAUCACUGCCUCAAGCAAUAUGAAGAUUUGCAUCAUGCAUUUAUUCCAAUUCUCCGGCAGUGGACCUUGAGUGACUCAGGAGGUGGAGGCUUUGUUUUGGUGAUUUAUUUAUUUAUUUAUUUUUUUGGGUUACUGUGUAUGAAUGAGUUGAACUUAAUUCCUAUAAUGGUCCUGAGAGAACUUAUAUUGCCCUCAUUGCGUAGUAAAUGGAGUUGAAGUUGCAAGAAGGAUGAUAUUUUUGCAUUAAGAGGUACCUGCCACAGCCAAUAGGCCAGAAAUCUCUUCAAUUACUGGACCAGAAUUUCGUAAUGCAGUUCAUUUUUCACUGCUAGACGAGCUUGUGUCAUUUUGGGGGGCAUUUAUUGAAACAGGUGAUUGCUUAUGAAUAAUGAUUUGCAAGGAAGUCAUGAUGAGGUUAACUGUUUUUGAGAUCAUAGAUAUAAUAAUACCUUUUUACUGUUCCAAAUUGAUUAUUUAAAGUCUCUUCUUGUUUACUUCUCGUAGGAUUGAUCGAUUGUGUGUAUAUAUAUUGAGAGAAUCAAUUAUUACUUUAUUAUGAGUGAA
Messenger RNA from Quercus robur (English oak), 2656 nucleotides. RefSeq lists its product as uncharacterized. Gene Ontology annotation, cellular component: membrane. The transcript has 9 exons. Bases 262 to 1620 code for a protein of 452 amino acids. Lineage: Eukaryota; Viridiplantae; Streptophyta; Magnoliopsida; Fagales; Fagaceae. Gene Ontology annotation, biological process: molybdate ion transport. Gene Ontology annotation, molecular function: molybdate ion transmembrane transporter activity. The record is from RefSeq and is a predicted model, not a curated record.